AUGAAGUACCCGAGAAGUGGAGGCUUCAAGAAAGGCGGUAAAAAGGGUUCGAAUGACAGAGAUCCAUUCUUCGAGCAAGAGACCAAGAAACGUAGGAAAGUUAGUUACGACGACGAAGACAUCGAGUCUGUUGACUCAGACGCGGAAGAGAACGGCUUUGCGGAAGAUAAGAGAGAAGCUGAAGAACCUGAGGAAGAAGAUGAGUUUGCGGACGAGACGGCGGGAGAGAAGCGGAAGAGAUUAGCUGAAGCGUUGCUUAAAAGAACCAGAGAAGCAAGGCAGAGAGAGCGUGAAGAACGUGAUGAUGAUGAAGAUGAUGAUGAGGAAGAUGAUGAUGAUGAUAUUGUCAAGAUGUUGAUGAAGAAGCAGCUUGAGGAUACUGGUAGGGUUCGAAGAGCCAUUGCAUCCAGGGUUCAGGAGCCACUUAGUAGUGAUGGGUUUAGUGUUAUAGUCAAGCACCGACACUCUGUUGUGGCGGUUGCUUUGUCUGAUGAUGAUACAAGAGGCUUCUCAGCUUCCAAAGACGGUACUAUUCUCCACUGGGAUGUAUCCUCUGGGGAAAAAGAGAUAUACAAAUGGCCAAGUGAUGAGAUUCUGAAGUCACAUGGGAUGAAAGUGAGGGAGCCUCGGAAUAAGAAACAUAGCAGAGUGACUCUUGCUUUAGCUGUAAGCUCGGAUGGUCGUUACUUGGCGUCUGGAGGAGUUGAUCGUCAUGUUCAUAUAUGGGACGUUCGUACAAGAGAACAUGUCCAGGCCUUUCCAGGUCAUAGGAACACGGUUUCUUGUCUAUGUUUCAGACACGGGUCUACGGAUCUCUAUUCCGGCUCGUUUGAUAGAAGUGUCAAGGCGUGGAAUGUAGAAGAUAGAGCUUUUGUGCAAGACAGUUUUGGACAUCAGGCUGAAGUCUUGGCCAUUGAUGCGCUAAGGAAGGAGCGUGCAGUUUCUGUUGGAAGAGAUAGAACCAUGCAAUUACACAAGAUGCCAGAGCAAGCUCGUAUGCUCUACCGCGCACCUGCAUCGUCUCUAGAGAGCUGCUGUUUCAUCAGUGAUACUGAGUAUCUGUCUGGUUCGGAUAACGGAACUGUUGCACUUUGGGGCAUGUUAAAGAAAAAACCAGUGUUUCUCCUCAAGAAUGAACAUUCUCUUAUAGCUGAUGGAGUCACCAUUAAUGAAAAUGGUGAUCAGGAUAAUGUCGAGCAUAAUAACUCUUGCACAACAAGUUCUUGGGUAAGUUCAGUUGCUGUAAGUAGAGGUAGUGAUCUAGCUGCAUCUGGAGCUGGUAAUGGUUUUGUGCAUUUGAUGGCUGUUGAAGCAAGUGCCCUUCGGCCUUUAUUCAAGCUUCCACUGGCUGGAUACGUGAACUCUUUGGCUUUUGCAAAAUCCGGCAAGUUUCUGAUUGCCGGUGUUGGACAGGAAACGCGAUUUGGAAGAUGGGGAUGCCUAAAGUCUGCGCAAAAUGGCGUCGCAAUACAUCCCUUAAGGCUGUCAUAA
This is a messenger RNA of Eruca vesicaria subsp. sativa (arugula), 1491 nucleotides long. NCBI's taxonomy places the organism in Eukaryota, Viridiplantae, Streptophyta, Magnoliopsida, Brassicales, Brassicaceae. The record is from the annotation of a GenBank genome assembly.